CAAGCGCAGCAGUUGCGUUUAGUGACGGUCGUUGGAAUUUUUGUUUGAACGCCGGCCGUUUUUUAAUUAUAAUUAAUUUAUCAACAAUGCACGCUUUUUUGAAAACCGGAAAAUUAGGACCUGGCGAGGUGAAAAAACCCUCAACUUCCCGUAACGCAAAAGAGAAAAGUGGUCCAUCUCCUCCUUGGGUUGAAAAAUAUCGUCCUAAAACUGUUGACGAUGUUGUCGAACAAGCAGAAGUUGUUCAAGUACUUCGUCAAUGUUUAACUGGUGGUGAUUUUCCAAAUUUAUUACUUUAUGGUCCACCUGGUACAGGAAAAACAAGUACAAUUUUAGCAGCUGCUCGACAACUUUUUGGCGAUAUGUAUAAAGACAGAAUUUUAGAAUUAAAUGCCUCUGAUGAACGUGGUAUUCAAGUGAUUCGAGAUAAAGUCAAAACGUUUGCACAACGCACAGCGGGAGGUGUACGAAAUGACGGAAAGGCGUGUCCACCUUUUAAAAUAAUAAUUCUCGAUGAAGCUGACAGUAUGACUGUUGCUGCACAAUCAGCUCUACGUCGAACAAUGGAAAAAGAAUCUCACAGUACACGUUUUUGUUUAAUUUGCAAUUAUGUUUCACGUAUUAUUGAACCAUUAACGUCACGUUGUACAAAAUUUCGAUUUAAAUCAUUGGGCGAGAAUAAAAUAAUUGAAAGAUUGGAAUAUAUUUGUGGUGAAGAGGAUAUGAAAGCAGAAAAACCGGUGCUUGUUAAAUUAGUUGAGGCAUCAGGUGGUGAUUUAAGAAGAGCAAUCACAUCAUUACAAUCAGUUAUGAGACUUAAAGGAAAGGGUGUCGAAGUCACUAUUAAUGAUGUCUUGGAAAUUACUGGGAUUGUUCCCGAUCAUUGGUUACACGAUUUAAUGGAAGUUUGUAAAACUCAAAAUUAUACAAAAGCUGAAGAGUUUAUUGAAAAAUUUAUGAUGGAAGCUUAUUCAACAACUCAGGUGAUAGAUCAAUUGAAUGAAAGGAUUAUUUACUCGAAUUUUUUAACUGAUAAACAAAAAGCACAUAUUGGUGAAAGACUCGGGGAAUGUAGCUACAGAUUGCUUGAUGGAGGCAGCGAAUAUGUACAAUUAAUAACUUUAUGCUGCGGUAUUAUGCAAGCAUACGAAAUGUCAUAAAAAUCGUCCACCGGUAAUUAAUAAUUUGUUUUUCCUUUGUACAGUACUAAUUCUAUAUUUUUCUCUAUUUUUUUUACCUCAACGGAAUAAAAACAUUUUUCUAAAAAAAAAAAAAA
Leptopilina boulardi is the source of this 1276-nucleotide messenger RNA. RefSeq names its product replication factor C subunit 4. The transcript is spliced from 6 exons. Gene Ontology annotation, biological process: DNA repair; DNA-templated DNA replication. Gene Ontology annotation, molecular function: DNA clamp loader activity; ATP hydrolysis activity; ATP binding. NCBI's taxonomy places the organism in Eukaryota, Metazoa, Arthropoda, Insecta, Hymenoptera, Figitidae. The record is from RefSeq and is a predicted model, not a curated record. Gene Ontology annotation, cellular component: DNA replication factor C complex; nucleus. The coding region runs from base 87 to 1160 and encodes 357 amino acids.